Molecule: messenger RNA, 2794 nt
Organism: Salvelinus fontinalis (brook trout)
Lineage: Eukaryota; Metazoa; Chordata; Actinopteri; Salmoniformes; Salmonidae
Product: cytosolic 5'-nucleotidase 3-like
Exons: 9
Coding region: 179-1048 (289 amino acids)
Cellular component (GO): cytoplasm
Molecular function (GO): 5'-nucleotidase activity; magnesium ion binding
Source: RefSeq, a predicted model, not a curated record
AAACGCACACACUUACUUCCUCAAUUUAUGCCAGCAAAUGCGAGCCCUCGGUGUAGACUGGCUAUUGCAGCAUAGCUACAUGCUAGCUAGCUAUAUAACUCAUUGAUUGCAAUUCUAGCUAGAUCCAUCGUUUGGAUCUUUGAACUUUUCUUGAAUUUAACAACAUCCCUCUAGAAAAAUGAUCCCAGAGCUGUCCAGUCCCUCAGUGUGUAUGAGGGACCCUCAGAGGGUGGAGGAGAUCAUCAAGGCCAUGCAGAAGGCUGGCACCAGCAAGAUUCAGGUGAUUUCAGACUUUGACAUGACCCUCACACGGUUUGCCUACAAUGGGAAGCGGUGCCCUACCAGUCACAAUAUCCUGGACAACAGCAAGCUCAUCAGUGAGGAGUGCAAAGCACAGCUGAAGGACCUGCGCAACACAUAUUACCCCAUAGAGAUCGAUUCCAAACGGACAGCAGAGGAGAAGCUGCCCCUCAUGGUGGAGUGGUGGACUAAAGCCCAUACUCUUCUGGUGCAGCAGCGCAUCAGGAAGGACCUGCUGCAGGAUGUGGUGAAGGAGUCCGAUGCUAUGCUCAGGGAGGGCUACCAGCUGUUCUUUGACCACCUGCAGGAGCACAGCAUCCCUCUGCUCAUCUUCUCUGCUGGGCUAGGAGACGUGCUGGAGGAGGUGAUCCGCCAGGCCGGGGUCUUUCACCCCAACGUCAAGGUCUUCUCCAACUACAUGGACUUUGACGAGACUGGCGUGCUGAAGGCGUUCAAAGAGGAGCUGAUCCACAUCUAUAACAAGAGGGAGGGAGCUCUGCUGAACACGGGCCACUUCCAGGAGCUCAAGUCACGCCACAACAUCCUGCUGGUGGGAGACUCUCUGGGGGACCUGACCAUGGCUGAUGGGGUGCACAGCAUGGAGAACAUCCUCAAGAUCGGCUUCCUCAACGACAAGGUGGAGGAGAGGAAGACGUCCUACCUGAAUGCUUAUGACAUCGUGCUGGUGAAGGAUGAGACCAUGGAAGUGCCGAACGCCCUGCUGCUCCACCUCACCGGCACCAAGUGACCUGACCAUGAACUUCAUCUCACUGGCCAAUCAGUAACGAGCGUUGCCGCUGGGAUGGAUUCCAGACUGUGUUUUGGAGUCGCCCUUCCAUGCUCCUCCAGUUGAGUCUCCGUGUUGAACACUUACAACUCGAGAGCAACAUCCUUUAUAGUCCUACAAUUUGAUUUGAUCAGGAACCCUACUGUCACAUUCUCAAUUGUUUACGAACCAUCAAUAGUCCAACUGAAAUGGAACAGGAAAACUAGGUGAUUUCCCCGUCUGGUAAAUGUGUAUUGGGUUUGUGGGGAGAGAAACGUUACUGGUGAUAUGUAUGCUCUGUCUACAUAUGAGGAAUGUACAGCGCCAGUAAAACGUUUGGACACACCUACACACAUUAUUUUGACUAUUUUCUACAUUUUCGAAUAAUAGACACCAUGAGUGUGCAAAGCUGUCGUCAAGGCAAAGGGUGGCCACUUUGAAGAAUAUCAAAUGUAAAAUAUAUUUUGAUUUGUUCAACACUUUUUUGGUUACCACAUGAUUCCAUCCAUAUGUGUUAUUCAUAGUUUUGAUGUCUUCACUAUUAUUCUACAAUGUAGAAAAUAGUACAAAUAAACACCCUGGAAUGAGUAGGUGUGUCCAAACUUUUGACUGGUACUGUAUGUAGGGAUGUGGGUGCUGUUGUUUGGAUCUAGAUGUCUUCUCUGUAUAGAUGAAAGUUGAAUGAGUUAUGGUUUGUUUGUCAUGUGGGACCUAUCUUUGUCAUAUAAAGGGAAAGAAGACAGGAUAAAGGGCAAUCUAACUUUACUUUUACCAUGGCAGUUUGAAACACCAGUGUUUUAUCUUUGUGUUUUAUAUGCCAUCUCUUUUUGUUUCGUGAGACUUUGUUCUCUCCCUUUUUUUUGAGAAGUGUAUUUUAUGAGAAUGAUUACAGUAAAUGUUCAUGUUUGACACGUAUUUACUUUCAGCUCUUAAUAGACUACUGUUUUAUGUGGAUAUCAUCAGUAUGGAAUCUGAUGAUGCCGUGUCAAGGUAUUAUGGGUUGUGUGCGUGGCUACGUUUUACAAUGGCCUUUUUUUGGCGCCACAGUACCACCAUGUGGUCAAAGUAAUAGUAAUUCAAGCCAUGUGUAUAUAUAUUGACAUUUACAGUAUCACUCCAUGCUGGUCUCAAAGAAUCCAUCCACCUUUAGCCUUGAUACAUUGAAAGUACAUGAGCAAAGUAAAAGCAUUUUGAAUAUUUGCCAUGUUUAUAUUUUCAAUGAAAUGCCAUCACUUUCUGUAAAACAUUUUGAUUAUGUUUUAUCAUUUAGAGGCCAAUUGUUGCCUUUUAGAGUCCUGUAAAAGUAAUGCUAGACCUAUUCGGUUUAUGGUGAAGAACAUCAAUAUUUAGUACUUUACAUUUUUUGUAUGAUGGCAAAACAUUAAAUUGCCACAUAAUGGACGUUUUUAGUUCUUGGUACAGCCAAGGCAUCUGAUUCUAUUGCUUUUAUUAGUAUGUUUUGCCAAAUUAUAGUAUAACAUUUUCACCCAGUUACUGGUUUAAAGAUUUGAAGUGGAAAUCCAUUCAUAUAUGGCGACGUCACUGGUACAGUACGCAAGAUUCCGGUCAUACAUUUCUCUUGAGACGUGUGUUACUGAGGGGACAGUGUGUUCGCUACAUUGUGUCACUAGAUUGUAUUUUUCACCUGUAUGAGAUAUGUAGGCUUAACAGGAUAACCUCUCCACAACUGUAAAUAAAAUGUGGCCACUCAACCCUUGUUUCACGUCA